Molecule: messenger RNA, 1212 nt
Organism: Hermetia illucens (black soldier fly)
Lineage: Eukaryota; Metazoa; Arthropoda; Insecta; Diptera; Stratiomyidae
Gene: Hap40
Exons: 4
Coding region: 63-1016 (317 amino acids)
Biological process (GO): vesicle cytoskeletal trafficking
Cellular component (GO): early endosome
Molecular function (GO): protein binding
Source: RefSeq, a predicted model, not a curated record
AAUGCAGCUGUCAAUUCUAACAUUUCUCGACCAGUCGACUGUGUUGUUCCAUUUCCUAAACAAUGAUGUUUUCAAAAGACAAUUUCCCGAAUGUUUUGAUACAACAAUAUUUGAGUACCUCGAACAAAUUAAAAAAAUUUGAACGUGUCGUCUUCAAGCGUUUCGCACCAAAUGUCGAGGAGGUCUCAAGUGAGUUUCAACGUCUCGGAGUAACCUUCCACGAAGCAGGAAUUUUUCAAUACGCUGCGAUGUGCUUCUUAGGAGCAGCAAAGUGUGAGAACUCUUUAGGUAAUAAAAUGGCAGAAAUCGAUUUCCUUUUGAAAGCAGCCAGGGAGUUUGCCCAAGCCAAUCAAGAGGUUGAAAAGCUCAACCUCCAAAGUAACCAAAAGGAAUACAUUGAGGGCGCUCUAAAAUCAUAUUUUCAAGCUUUAUCCAAAUUAGAAGAUGACUCUGUCCUGAAAGCAGCUGUCAUCCGAGAAAUCCGAACUAUAAACCCAAACUUCGAGGCUACCAGCAAUUUUGUGUCACCGUGUCAUCGAUGCUAUGACCUGUAUAAGGCGGCAAAUAUAUCCAUUGAGAAUAAAGACUACGUCUCGGCAUUGGAGAAACUCACCGACAUUUUCGAUAAUAUCACCGAACGUAAGAAAGAAGACUUAUACAAGGACAUCAUGAUUCAAUCCGAAAUCAGUCGAGUGCUUCUGCUGGUUGUGCUCAAUUUGCCACCGAGUCGUCAGUCACCAUCGCACAUAAAGUUAUUGGAGAAAUACUCGUCCGUGGAAAACGUCCCCGAUUGUACGAAUAGUGAUAAGUCUGCGUUUCGCUUCAAAAUACCAUCGUCAGUGGAGACUUUGCUAAAAGACUUGGUUAUCACAUGGCAGGAACGCGAUACCGUCGAAAUGAACAAAACUGUUUUGAGAUUGUUUGAGUGUAGGUCACUGAAACCUGAACAUUAUUCCAUACUCAAGGAGCUCAGUUAUAUUUUGGAUGGGACGAAUACUAUUUCAAAGGUUAGAUAAAUAACUCAUUUGACAAUAUGCAUGUAUACGCAAGGAGAGUGUUUGUAUUUGAAGGACAUCAUCAUGUGAUAAUAGUUUCAAUUUGAGAUUAACGGAUUUGCAAUUGUUUUUAGGUUUAAAAUGCUACUUGAUUUAUUAUAUUUGAAGUUAAUUAUAAAAUAUAUUUAUUCGCUUUGAAGGUACACUUCUCCUGGAA